Messenger RNA from Tetranychus urticae (two-spotted spider mite), 3288 nucleotides. Its product is annotated as catenin alpha. Gene Ontology annotation, cellular component: adherens junction; catenin complex. Gene Ontology annotation, molecular function: actin filament binding; cadherin binding; beta-catenin binding. The record is from RefSeq and is a predicted model, not a curated record. Lineage: Eukaryota; Metazoa; Arthropoda; Arachnida; Trombidiformes; Tetranychidae. Gene Ontology annotation, biological process: cell migration; cell-cell adhesion.
UUGACAACAAAGAGUUAGAGUUGUACUUUUUGUUGAAAAUAAACACCAAACUUCACACUAUCUGUCAAAAACCAACUUUUGAAUCUCUUUAAUUUUCUAUUAUCUAUUAUUUGAUUAUCUUCUUUAUAAUUGGUUUAUUUUUAUUUUACUCAACAUUGCGAAGCAUCAAUAAAAUGGUAUUAAAAAUAGAAACGCGUUCUAUUGAGGAAGCUUUGGCUCCAUUAGUUCUUGAGGUUACUACACUGGUGCAAAAUCAGGAAAAAAGGAAAGGUGGCAAAUCUCAGAGACCACAAGUUUUAGUUGCCACUGUAGAGAAAUCUAUUCAAAAUUUCAUUAGUAUUGGUGAAGAAAUUGCAGCUGAAAAUGCCGAUAUUCAAGAAGAGAUGGCUGCUUCAUUAGAAAAAGUUCGUGAGACUGGAAAAAAUAUGUUUGAAGCAUCUCGAGAUUUUUCUGAUGAUCCUUUUUCUUCAGCUAAAAGAAGCAAAAUGGUAAGAGCCGCCAGAGAUCUACUUUUCCGUGUUGCGGAACUUAUCAUUCUGGCUGACACUGUCGAUGUUAAAAAUUUAUUACAAUCUUUAAAAGCCGUUGAAGGUGAUUUGGAAAACGUUUUAAAUUCUGACAGUCAUGAGGAGUUGUUGGAAAACUUCAAUAAGUUUGGCUUGAAUGCCAAUAAUUUGUUCCAUCAUGCUGCUAAAAGACAGAAUGAACUAAUAGAUUGUAAAUUGCGUGAUAAUCUUGGUGCUGCUAGGGCUGUCCUCAAGAAAAACAGUAUGAUGCUUCUAACAGCUUCGAAGGUGUUUGUUCGGCAUCCUGAACUGUCUGCUGCUAAAGAAAAUCGUGAUUUAGUAUUUAGACAAGUUUGUGAAGCUGUAGCAACUGUGAGAGAUGUUGCCAAAGGCAAUAAACCCAAAGACGAUAUACAUGAUUUUCCUGGAGAAAUGGCUUCAGCUUUAAAUGAAUUCGAUGAAAGAGUUAUCAUGGACCCAUUGAGUUACAAUGAAUAUAAGACCAGACCAGACCUGGAAGCACAAUUGGAAAGAAUAAUUAGUGGUGCAGCUUUGAUGGCGGACUCUUCAUGUACUCGUGAAAUUAGGAAACAAAGAAUUGUUGUCGAAUGCAAUGCUGUUCGUCAAGCUCUUCAAGAUCUUUUAUCAGAAUAUUUUGCAAAUGUUGGAUCUAAUGAGCCUUGUGAAAACUUGGAGAGAGCGGUUGAGAGAAUGAAUAUUAAAACUAAAGAUUUACGACGACAAUUGCGACAGGCAGUCAUUGGCCAUGUAACAGAUUCUUUUUUGGAAACCAAUGUUCCUCUUCUCGUUUUGGAUGAAGCAGCUAGACGUGGUGAUGAAGACGAAGUUGAGCUUUAUCAAAAAAUGUUUGAUGAACAUUCUAAAAAAUUGGUGGAGGUUGCUAGCCUUGCAUGUAGCAUGUCAGAUAACGGAGAAGGUGUUCGUAUGGUGCGAUAUGCAGCCCUUCAAAUCAACAACUUAUGCCCUCAAGUUAUUAAUGCUGCCAAAAUCUUAGCAGCUCGACCGAAAUCAAAAGUUGCUAUUGAAAAUAUGGAUGCCUACAAAAAUCUAUGGGAAACUCAAGUUCGGUUAUUAACUGAAGCUGUUGACGACAUCACCACAAUUGAUGAUUUCCUAUCUGUUUCAGAAAGUCAUAUUCUAGAAUAUUUUAAAGAAUGUGUUUCAGCUCUCAAUGAGCAUGAUGGAGAUAAACUUCAUCGUAUGGCUGGAGCUAUAAGAGGACGUGCUGCUCGAGUUUGUAAUGUCGUCUCUGCUGAAAUGGAUAAUUAUGAACCGAACGAGUUUACUGAAAGAGUUAUGAAUUCAGUAUAUGAAUUGAGAAAUAGAAUAAUGCCUGCUUUUGCCAGUAAAGUGGAAAAGGCUAUUGAAUUAUUAUCAAAUAAUCGAUUCAAAGAAUUGGAUGAUAACCAAUUCAUUGACGCCUCUAGGAUGGUGUAUGAUGGAGUGAAAGAAAUUCGACGAGCUGUUCAUUUUGAUCGAGUAAUUGAUGACUUUGACUCUGAAACUGAAAUUGGCUAUGAGGAUACUAAUUGUGAAACUCGAAGCGUUGUCACUGAUUUUGAUGAAUAUCCUGAAAUCAGUGGUUUAACCAAUACAAGAGAAGCUUAUAGAAUGAUAAGUGAAGAAGAAAAACAAAAGAUUGCCGCACAAUUUGAGACAUUUAGGACCGAAAAAGUAAGAUUUGAUCGAGAAGUGGCAAAAUGGGACGAAAAGGGAAAUGACAUUGUUGUUAUUGCUAAAAAAAUGUGUUUCAUCAUGAUUGAAAUGACUGAAUUCACUCGAGGUAAAGGUCCGCUGAAAACAACAAUGGAUGUCAUCAGUAAAGCUAAAGAGAUUUCCGAGUUAGGAACAACAUUGGAUAAACUAGCAGGUCAAAUUGCUGAACAAUGUCCUGAAUCAGAUACUAAGAAAGAUUUACUUGCUUAUCUCAAGAGAAUUGAACUUUACUGUCAACAAUUAAAUAUUACCUCAAAAGUAAAGGCCGAUGUUCAAAACAUAUCAGGAAAUUUAAUUGUAUCAGGGUUGGACAGCGCAACAUCCCUCAUCCAGGCAGCCAAAAACUUAAUGAAUGCAGUGGUUCUCACUGUUAAAGCUUCUUACGUCGCGUCAACAAAAUAUACCCGAGGAAUCAGAAGUGCCCCAAUCGUUGUUUGGAAGAUGCGAGCUCCGGAAAAGAAACCUUUGGUCCGUAAAGAAAAGCCAGAAGAGGCCAGGGCUAAAGUGCGGAAAGGCUCAACCAAAAGAAAAGAUUCCCCCUUAAAAGUACUAAGCGAAUUCCAAACAGAUGACUUUUAAUGCCUUUGAGUGAAGAUACAUAUCAGAUGUAUCAUACCUAAACUUAAACCUAAACUGCUGCAGCUAACAAGAUAAAAAACAGUCAUAAUACCUACCGAAUCAGCCCUGAACCCAGAGCCAAUUUAAGAUCUUUGGAAAAAUCAACGCCAGAAGAACCUAAACCACCAUCAGGAACAUCAGCAAUCAAAAAAUCUUUACCUGGAACACCAGAAAUGCCUUCUAUUAGUAUUGAUACAACUUUACACCAGAAAAUAUUAACAAAAGCCAAAACUCUUCGAGAUAACGUGCUUUGAAAGCUUGAAGACGCACAAAUCCCAGAUUCAUCUCUAAUAAAAUGUUGUUUUUUAUCACCAAAGAUUAAUUAUAUUUUAACGUAUUUAAUACACUCAUCUUGUGAAUUAUCAACUCAUCUUUUCAUUGUUUAUAAUCUUUGAUUUCAUUAAACGUAUUGUUUUUCAUUCUGAAA